CCAGAAGAUUUAGAUCCUUUCCAAGAGGCAUUAGAAGAAAGAAGAUAUCCCGGGGAAGUCACCAUUCCAAGUCCCAAACCCAAAUAUCCUCAAUGCAAAGAGAAUAAAAAGGAUUUAAUAACAUGUCCAACACCAGGGUGUGAUGGGAGUGGUCAUGUGACUGGUAAUUACGCCUCUCAUAGAAGUCUGUCUGGCUGCCCGCUGGCUGAUAAAAGUAUUCGAAGUAUGCUGGCCACAAGCUCACAGGAACUCAAAUGUCCAACCCCCGGUUGUGAUGGCUCUGGACACAUUACAGGGAAUUAUGCUUCACAUCGAAGCCUUUCUGGUUGUCCACGAGCAAAGAAAAGUGGGAUUAGAAUAGUACAAAGUAAAGAAGACAAGGAAGAUCAAGAGCCAAUUAGAUGUCCAGUCCCUGGUUGUGACGGUCAGGGUCACAUAACUGGGAAAUAUGCAUCUCACCGUAGUGCAUCCGGGUGCCCUCUUGCUACUAAAAGGCAAAAAGAUGGGUACCUGAAUGGCUCCCAGUUUUCUUGGAAGUCAGUGAAGACGGAAGGUAUGUCGUGUCCAACCCCAGGAUGUGAUGGCUCUGGACAUGUCAGUGGUAGCUUUCUUACACAUAGGAGGAAUAGAAAAUGAUGAAGAAAUUAAACAGUUAGAUGAAGAAAUAAAAGAGCUAAAUGAAUCCAACUCCCAGAUGGAAGCUGAUAUGAUUAAACUUCGAACUCAGAUUACCACCAUGGAGAGCAACCUGAAGACAAUAGAAGAAGAAAACAAAGUAAUUGAACAACAAAAUGAGUCUCUCCUUCAUGAAUUGGCCAAUUUGAGCCAAUCUUUAAUUCAUAGUCUAGCUAAUAUCCAGCUACCGCAUAUGGAACCAAUCAAUGAACAAAAUUUUGAUGCUUACGUGACCACUUUGACGGACAUGUAUACAAAUCAAGAUCGUUAUCAGAGUCCAGAAAAUAAAGCCCUACUGGAAAAUAUAAAGCAGGCUGUGAGAGGAAUUCAGGUGUGAACAGCUGCUAUAGUGGUGAAAAUUCGUACCUUUAAAAAAAUAAAGAUGAUGCCUCUUGUUUUUUGCUGCUGUAAUUUACCAGAAAGUGUUAUAUAUAUUUCUUUCUGUUUAAAACAGUGUUAUGCUCACAAGACUUCAUAAUAAUUUUAUGUCUUGCUUUGAAAAUAGUAAUUGCCGAAUAGUUUUUUGAAUACAUUCACAUUUUGUACGUUUUCAUAUAAGCUGACAUAGUGUGAUAUGCCAUGUAAUGUUUAUAGCUGCUAAUGUAUGCACAUUUUGGGGGUAAAUAUAUUUCUGAAGAGGUAAGCUGAUCAAAAUAAAGAGUGUAAAUUCUUUUUAAUGCUUUAGUGAUUAAAUGUUUUAGUAUUUUGAACUGAAAUGGACAAAAAGAAAAAAAAAGGGAAAAAAUGCUUUGAAUGACAAUGUUGCAGUCUCCAGCCACUUUUUAAACACUCAUUUAUCCCAUUGCUGGAAGAUUUUAUGGGAUUUAAAAAAUACAUUUUGUGUGCAUAUUGUUUCAUAGCAAGAAUUGGUUGCAAAAAUGCUUUAUUUUUUACAAUGCCUGAAAAUAUUGUGUGACUUUUGUUUUCAGAAGAUGGUAUGUGGUGGGGGCAAUAAAAAGGGGGGGUUUUAAAAUUUUUAAAAAGGGCAUGAAUUAGAUGUGAAAUGUAAAAGGAGCAAUUUAUUGUAAGACAACAUCAAGCCAUGGAAAUUUGACAGAAGAUUCAAAGCAGCUUAAACAGCACUUUUUAAUUAACUUCUAAGCAUUACUUGGUAUGAAUAUGGAAACUUCCACAAUGACAGGAACUCUGAUCAGAGGUGGACUACGGGAAGAUUUCGACUUUACUUUUCAAAGUCACUUUGGAUUCAACAUCCUUUAUCUCUCCAGAACUCUUAAGAGUGUCCAUCUGAGUUAUCUGUUAAUGCAAUGUAGUUCGUCAUUUCAUAACUUCACUCUUUCCUUUUUCGGGCAAAACACAAUUGUUUAAAAUAAAGCUUGCCUGUAAAAAAGAAAAUGUUUUCAUUUGGGAACUAAUUUCCAAACAUUGUCAUAACAGCAGUUGCUGACCAGGAUUCAUUGCUACUGUACCUAGGAAACGGAAUCUGAUAGUUUCACUUUCUUCCCUUUUCACUGUUUACGUUCUGCUUUUUGGUUGGAGUACAAUCAUUCAUAAGUGUAGCAUUUCCAUAUGCUAUCUAUUUGUUCUACUGUUACCUAUUGCAAAAAAACGAAUGCAAUCAAAAAAAAUAUUAAUGUAACUAAAUAUACUUUGGCACUUUUUUGCUUUAAAUUGCAUCAUUUCAAGCUAAAAACGUAUUGUACUUUUUAAAUUUGAUUGUUAUUUCUUCAAAAUAACUGCACUAAAUGUAUGCAUAAGACCACUUUUCUUGAGACAUUUUUGUUUCUAAUUUAAUAGUAGUAAUUCAGAUGGUGUGUUGUGUUUGUCGGAUGUUGAAUUAAUUUCAAUUUGAUAGCAUAUCUUUUCCUUCCAUGUCUUGAUGUUAUGCAGAAAAGUACAAGAGUACUUUAAAAAAUUUUGUUAUGAAAAAAGAUGGGUUUUGUAAAAAAAUAAUAAUAAUAAAAUAAAAUAUUUUUAGCAGAACAGGACUUACAGGGUCAUUGUCCCCACAAUGUGCCAGUUGACUAUUUGCACUUACCUUGCCCUAUAUAUCCAUACGGAGGUGUGCAAUUUCUUGUGUCAUUAGGUUUGUGACACUAAAUUUGAACAAAUUAGAAUGGAAGCCAGUGUGGCUAAUCCAAUAUUAUUGCUAAGGGGAGACUACAGGGAUCUCACAACAAAUAUUCUGAUACAAUACUCAACCUCGGUAUAUAUAUAUGUAUAAAUAUAUGUAUAUCCCAGCGGCACUUUAUACUAUACACUGUACAAAAAGCUGACAGUUUUCCACGAGGACUUUAAUAACUAGCUGGGAGAAGAUGAUGUAAUUAUUUUGGGGCUCUGCAGUAUCUUCUUCUUCUCUGUACAGUGCCCUCCUUUCUGUUGUGCUAUUAGUUGUAGCUGCCACGCUCAGAAUUGCCUUUUUGAGAGCUGAAGCAAGGUGCUUGAGAUUCACCUCCUCCUGCCAUACCUGUCGUCCUUUGGCCUCUCAUUCUCCAUAACGGCAUAUGCAUUUUCCCACUGCAUUGUGUCUGCAGCUUCUUUGCCAAUAUAGUAAUGCUUUCCGUAGAGUAAUAGAUAGUAUCAGUUUUGGAUUCUUAUUGUUAUCACCUAUGUACAAUGGAAAAGGGAUUUUAAGCACAAAUCCGCGCUCCUCAUCUAAUGUUGGUACCUAAUAUCAAAUCAAAAGUUUAUCUGUGACUAUUAUAUAGGGAUCACAAAGGUGUCACAUAUUAGAAUGCUGACAUUUCAUCUGAAAUUAUUGUGAGUCAUCAGAGUUUAUUUAUUCUAACUUAUUGUUCAAUUUCAUUUCUAAGUUUAAUUUAAGUGAUCAUUUAUUAAGACAGAAUUUUGUAUAAACUACUUAUUGUGCUCUCUGUGGAACUGAGGUUUGAUUUAUUUUUGUACUACACGGCAUGGGUUUGUUGACAUUUUAAUUUUGCUAUAAAUGUGUGAAAUCACAAGUUGCUGUGAUAACUUCAUUUUUAAAUUGUGAAAUUUGUACAAAUUUUGUCAUGCUGGAUGUGAACACAUCUUACUCUAAAUAAAUAAAUAAAAUGUGUUGCCACAUUUGUAGCACAGCUGUUCUCUGGUUAAUUGUUACCUUUCAUAUAUUCCCCAUAAAAUAGCAAUGCCUGUAUGCCAUGGCCCCCUUUUUUCAUUUUCAUCACUGAAAUGAAUUAUUA
Molecule: messenger RNA, 3815 nt
Organism: Thamnophis sirtalis
Lineage: Eukaryota; Metazoa; Chordata; Lepidosauria; Squamata; Natricidae
Source: RefSeq, a predicted model, not a curated record